GUUUCAUACACCGCAUAAACACAUACUCCCGUAUUUCUCUCUCCUCUCUCUCUUUUUUUAAUCUCUCUCAAUUAUUGGUUAUCUGGUGUACAAGGAGCAAAGCAACCAAAAUAGAAGAAUGUGAUACAAAAUCAAAUGGAUUCCACCCGCAAUUCUCUGAGUUCAAGUUCUUUGACAAUCUCAGAGAAAUUAUGUGCUGCAUUUUUCCCAAUAAUUGCAUUGAUUGAAGUAUUAAUAUAUGCUACGUCUGGUUGCUUGGAAUUACAACGUCCCAAGAAAAAAAAGUUGGGUUAUGACUACACGGACCUUGCUAGACUUUCCAGAGACUCAAGAUUUAAUGUAAAUGAAGUGGAAGCGUUGCACGAGUUGUUUAAGAAGUUGAGUUGUUCAAUUAUUGAUGAUGGUUUGAUACAUAAGGAAGAGCUUCAGCUAGCCUUAUUUCAAACUCCAUAUGGUGAGAAUCUCUUCUUGGACCGGGUUUUUGAUCUUUUUGAUGAAAAGCAGAAUGGAGUCAUUGAGUUUGAGGAAUUUAUCCAUGCACUUAAUAUCUUCCAUCCCUAUGCUCCGGUAGAAGACAAAAUAGACUUUGCGUUUAGAUUGUAUGAUUUACGACAAACUGGGUACAUUGAACGAGAAGAGGUUAAGCAAAUGGUAAUUGCAAUUCUGAUGGAAUCUGAAAUGAAGCUAUCUGAUGAACUGGUCGAGCAAAUUAUUGAUAAGACAUUUUCUGAUGCUGACGCUGAUGGAGAUGGUAAGAUUGAUAAGAGGGACUGGAAAGAGUUUGUUGUUAGACACCCAUCAUUGCUGAAGAACAUGACUCUUCCCUAUUUGAAGGACAUCACUACUGCAUUCCCAAGUUUUGUAUUCCACACACAGGUUGAAGACUCGGAGAAAAGCCAUUUGUUGUGACAGACUUGUGUAGUAGACCAUAGCCUUGAGAUAUGAUUGGCGAUGACAAUUCCGUUAAUCUGCCUAAGAUGGUUUGAGCCAUUGCAAGAAAUGUCCUACAUUAUAGCAGGAGAGAUGUUGGUCAUCAAGUCUAAACUAGCAGCCAGCAGCUUUUCUUCUUUUUCUUCUACUAAAAGUCAUAAUGGCUUAAGCUGCCAUCGGCAGUCUCAUUCAUUUUCACAAUCAAUCUUUGAAGUCCAUUGUAUUAGAUGGUGAUAUAAGAAGAUUGAUUGGUGAAUCUUCAAAUGUAUUUCUGCCCAAACCUAGGCAUCUAGUUACAAUACAAAAAAACAAAAAGGAACAACAAGAGAAAAAAAAAUUGCCUUGUAUAUACAUUUUUGCCAUGAAUUUGUUUCUUUAGGUUAUUAUUAUUCUUUUAAAUACAAAUCCAUCUCUAGUGAAAUGCAUACACCUCAAUGCAAUAACGCAACUCCAUGUUCUAAACAAGUACUUCAAAUGCAUUGAGAACACUCAUAGAUAACUUGUUGCAAAUCCAAGUUUUCCUAAACUAAUGAUAACCAGCCAGUCUGUCAGCCUAUCACUAUGAAAUGCCCUUUUUUUCUGUUCUACAUAAUUGUUGUGUAUGGAGAUCUCGUGCUAUUUUUUCAAUAAAUUAGAAAGUUUGUUCUUUAA
Molecule: messenger RNA, 1581 nt
Organism: Lycium ferocissimum
Lineage: Eukaryota; Viridiplantae; Streptophyta; Magnoliopsida; Solanales; Solanaceae
Product: calcineurin B-like protein 10
Exons: 9
Coding region: 136-909 (257 amino acids)
Biological process (GO): calcium-mediated signaling
Molecular function (GO): kinase binding; calcium ion binding
Source: RefSeq, a predicted model, not a curated record